Messenger RNA from Durusdinium trenchii, 2880 nucleotides. The record is from the annotation of a GenBank genome assembly. NCBI's taxonomy places the organism in Eukaryota, Dinophyceae, Suessiales, Symbiodiniaceae.
AUGGCAAAAGCCAAGGCUAAACAACCGCAGGCUGCAGUCCAGGUGCGCAAGUCUGCUCUCAAAAAGCCAGGGGGUGAACCAAAGCCAGAGAAGCGGGUAAAGAUUGAUCCUGCAAUCAAGAUCAUGAAAGGAUCAGAAAAGAAAGGCACAAAGAGCAACGAUGGUCACAAGGAUGACAAGAAAAGAAAGGCAGACAAGAUCAAGGCUGAUGUUCUGAAGGUUGCGGAAGAAGCGAACCGCCAGAAAGCGAAGACUGCCAAAGGUUCCAAGAAGGUGUCUGAUGGCAAUACCAAGACAGAGGACAAGAAGAAGGCAAAGGAAAAGGCCAUGGCAGAAGAGCAGCAGACCAAACACAAGGAUCCCCAGGAGCCACAGGAGACAAAGGAGAAGAAGCCCAAGAAGGAAGAAGCGAAGAAGGAGGUCUCCAAGAGCACCAAGGAGGAGAAGAUGGCCCACAAGAAGAAGGACUCUGAUAAGAAGACCAAGACAAAGCAGGAUGAGACUGCGAAGACCAAAGAGGCAAAGAAGGAGAAGAAGACUGAGGAGAAGAACAAGGAUGGCAGCAAGAAACAAAAGAAGGAUGAUGGGGAGCAGAAGGAAAGGUUGAAAAGGUUACAGGAAGCUGCCUUGCGAUGCAGCGUGCCUGCCCCAUCAACACCGCCCAGGAAGCGGCACCGAAUGAAGUCGCCAGCAAGCAGCCUGGGCACUGUUCAGACUGAUGCAAGUUCUGAGCAUUACGCAGAGAAGCAGGCCAAGGCUAUGGAAGCCCUCGGUGACAAGUUGGAAGAUGCUGCUCUACUUGCUAGUGUCAGGGCUGAGUUGGAUGCAACUGACAUGCUGGGCCUGCUUGAUGACCUCAAAGACCAUGCAAAAGCACCGUCCACAUCGGAGAGCAAGCAGUUGGCAAAGCUCGGCGAGGUUGGGGAGGCUGAGAACAAGCUUUGCAAGAGGGCAGCAAAGCAGCUUGAGCAGGAAAGUGAGGAGGAGGGUGAGGGUGAAGAAAAAGAGAAGGACGCCUCUGAUGAAGAGAGCCAGGAUGGUAGCGAAGCUUCAGAAGAAGACGAAGAAGUCGAAGCAGAAGCUGAUGAGCAAGAUGACAAAAGUGAAGAGGAGGAGGAGGAGGAAGAGGAGGAGGAGGGAGAAGGACAGAAGGAUGCCGACGAGGCAAAAGAAGAUGAAGAUGAAGAUGAAGAAGAUGGUAGCGACAAGGAUGAAAACGCAGAAGACUCGGAGGAGGAUGAGGCCAGCGAUGCUGAAACGGAAGGUACAGCAUCAGAAGACGAAGAUGACCAGGAGGAUGGGGAACAGGAGGAGGAGGAUGAAGAGAAAAGGAAGAAGGGAGAGUUGGCUGAGUCUAUAGCGGCAACGGCGGACAAGAGUAAAGAGGUUCGCAACAGCAACUGUGCUAAUUGGGGUACAACGCGCAAGAAGGAAUGGGACCGCUUUGAUCGACAAACCAAGGGAGGUGCGUUCCCUACUGCGCUCAUGCCUUUCCUGCGAAAGAAGAAGGCUGACCUUUUUGGCCUUUGGUUGGACCAUGAAGGUGAUUGGGACAAAGUUGUGGUCGAAGUGGAUCGUUUGCAAUCCACUACCAAUUUGAACCGGAAGCAGUGGACGGCCAUCCAGGCCAAAGACCUACAAAAGUCCAUGCUUGAGGACCGCUUCAAGGAACUCAUCAAGAAGCGACAGGAGCAGGGGCUGUAUUACGCUGAUGAGGAUUGGCCGGAAGAUCCCCAGGAGACAUGGUACUAUAUGCCAACUGGCAGAGUCAUCCGCCAAGAGGACUCCACUUCUGAGACCCUCAAAAUGUCUGCCACGCGGAAGGUGGGUACUGAACUCCAGGCCGCCCUUACCGGAGAGGACGGUCCUCUUCAAAGCGGCGCCUUGCCCGCCAUCCGCGCAGCUUCAGAGCAAGGCGCGAAGCAUCUUUAUUCAGCCUUAGAUGACGAGGGAAAGAGCAUUGUGAAGCCAAAGAAAGAGAAGGAGGAGGGAGAAGAAGUUAAGCCAAAGACUCCCUUAGAGUUGGGCCGAGAUCUAGUUCCAGCAGUCCUCGAUGAGGCAACAAAGGCACGGACGAAAGGUAUCCAGCUCAAGGGUAUGGAGUUUGCUGACCAGCUAUCAAAACAGCUUCUGGAUCAUGGGUCUGCCAUGGAGGGGUGUUACUCUGAUUUGAAGAGUGCUGUUGAAGCUACAUCGCCCAAUCUCGACAAGAUCAAAGCGCUGAUUUCGAAAGUGCAGAUUAAGAGGGACGGGUUCAAGAAAGCUGAGGUAGAUACCGAUGAAGAUCCUCGGGAGUGCGUGGCCAAUGUACUUCUGCCACACGAAGUGUUUGGGGCUUUGUACGCAAGGGAUCCGGAUCAGGUUCGUGAGGGCGUCAACAAAACGAUCGCUGAAGUGACAGCAUGGUCUCUCCACUAUGCAGCAUUGGGCCGGUACCCAGACCGAGGGUUCUAUGGAGAAGCAUUUGAGAAGAAUAGCUACAGGGAAUCUCUAUGUGGGAACCGCAUAGCAGGCAAUUUCAAGCUCACCUAUUUCGCAUUCAAAGCAGAUCUCAAAGCUAGACACCAGACUGCUCGUCGAAUUACACCGUGGAUUGCUGUGGAGGGGUUUCAGUUCGAGACCAUUUCAUUUGAUGUGAUGCACCUUAUCUUUUUGGGUGUUGCAAGAAACCAUGUCCCCUCGGUCCUCAAAUUGUUGAAAACUUUUGGCUACCACUAUUCCCCAGCAGAGAGCGACGAGAAGUUCCUACAGCGGGUGAGCUUGGAGAUGAAGCAGGAUUGUAAGGAUCACGGGUUUCCUGUUCAAAUUCUAUCGCCUAGUUUUUUGUGUGUUUGGAACCUUUGCGCACUAGUUUUGUUUUUGGCACGGUCGCCAACCUGA